AGAUUCCGAGCUUUUCAAGGUAAUUUGUCUCGUCACAAAGAGAUCCUUUUAAAAGUCUUGUGGCUUAUGUCAACCUUACCAAACUGAAAUGGCCUCUGUGAACGAUGUGGUUCUCACGGUGACCUUUUCACUGCUAUCCCUAACCGAUUUUGUUGGAAACGUAUUGGUUUGCCUAAUAAUUCUUCAGCGAAAGCGAUUCAGGUUUCGUCGUUGGACUCUCGACUAUCUUUUCUUAAAUCUGGCGUUGGCCGACAUUACGGUGGCAGUGUUUGCAAUUCCGCGAUAUGUGCUAAACCACGCUUUCGCACAUCCUCUUGGCUCUGUUGGCGACUUCUUGUGCCGUUUUGUCACGGGAGGAAAUCUUAUGUGGACCGGAGGGGCAGCAUCUGUCUUCACACUUGUCACCAUCGCCUUCGAACGGCGCCAUGCUUCCCGGCCUUACCAGGUCGGUCAAAAGUUGUCCAAGCCGAAACUGCGAGUUUUGGUGUUAUCCUCGUGGAUUUCCGCUUGCUUGCUCAAUCUUCCUCUGUUUUUUAUCAUGUCUUAUGACAGCCGAAGCAACUUCUGCAUAGAAAACUGGCCACAUCCUCUACUUCCUAAAGUAUACGGAAUAAUUUGGUUUUCUGUAGUCGGAGCAAUACCAAUUAUCAUUAUGGUAGUUUUAUAUUCUAAAGUGGCUUAUCACCUGUGGGUAAAAAGGUCAGUAGCAAGGCUUCAUCGCACAGCUCUUUUAAUUCCAAAAAAAGCUACUAAAAUGGCUAUUACAUUAACAGUUAUUUAUUCAAUCUGUUGGUUGCCGAAUCUGAUUCUCUACAUCCUGGUAUUUAACAUUUCUGAUACCUUUUACGGAUCGCCGCUGUACGGAUGGACUGUGGUACUGACCUGUUUGAACUCUGCAGUCAAUCCCUUUGUGUACACUCUUCAAAGUCGACGCUUCAGAGCCUCUGCCAAACAAGCUUUGUUGUGCAAGUAAAGAAUGAGUUUGGUUUUGCCUACGUGGAGACACUGGCAAUAACUGAGAAUAACAGAGGAAUUGAGGCAGACAAACACUACGGAAUUGUUAUACGCGACUGAGCCGUAGCUGAUGUUGGGAAUUCCAUAGUGCGAAAUGAAAUAACACAACAACUGGAGUGCAGAAAAAAGCAUAAAGCACUGUUACAGUAAGGAUCAUUUUGGUGAUCUUCUUUCUCGCUCGCAGCAGAGCAAGUCCCGAUAGCUCUCAAACGGUUGGUGUACCAGAAAACCACAGUGGACAAUACAGAUAACGGUAAACCCAUAUGGAAUCAGCGAGUCAAGCACGAAAAGCCAUGCUUCCAUAAAAGUCAAUAACUACGUCGUAUUUCAUAACGAAGGUGUACCACCCUUUAAAGUUGCAAAAGCCCAACUUUCCACGACCAGUAUUUCAACAUUUUGAACAUUGAAUAUAUUACGAAGUUAAGGGUAGGAGUAACACCGCUCUCGCUUCUCCAGCCUGUCAAUUCUUCGUAUCGAUUCCAUUUGUUUCUCCUAGCAGGGGUCUAUUUGGAGACAAACAAAUUUAAUCAUUUACAUAUAUAUUGCUGCGCUCUGUAAAAUCCGAUGAAAACUUGUUUCAACAACCUACUAGUUAUGCAGCGCUUUGGAGUGGUAUACACGCUCGCCUUUCAUUAAAUAGGCUGAGAUCUCUGUGAAAGUCAAUUGUUUAAUUUCGUGUAAAAUUCGUCUUCAUACCUUUUAAGGUUUUAAAAUAAUGUCUUCAUUUAUGCUCCGAAAAAAGAUUAGCUGACCAGUUACAAAUGGUUCUAAGCUAUGGAUGUUGAAAUUUAACCGAUAGUGACUUAAGGCAACUGAAGGCGAGCAGGCCUUUUUCAGGAGACACGGCUCUGCGGUAUUUCACAGUCAAACAGCCUUUUUACAAUAACUCAUUUCUCGUGCGCUGAUUGGCAUUUUUAUCAUCAAUAAGAGUACAGACGGAUA
Orbicella faveolata is the source of this 1956-nucleotide messenger RNA. RefSeq names its product tachykinin-like peptides receptor 86C. Gene Ontology annotation, cellular component: membrane. The record is from RefSeq and is a predicted model, not a curated record. NCBI's taxonomy places the organism in Eukaryota, Metazoa, Cnidaria, Anthozoa, Scleractinia, Merulinidae. Gene Ontology annotation, molecular function: G protein-coupled receptor activity. Gene Ontology annotation, biological process: G protein-coupled receptor signaling pathway.